AGCUCCGCACAUCAUCCACAGCGAGCGUUAGAACAGUGUAAAUUUUCUGUUAAAAGCGAGUUCUUUCUUCAUCAUCCUCAUUUCAGUAGACCAGCCACUACCGCUUACUUUUUCCCUUUCUUUGUAGCCAUCUAUAUCAGCUGCCCCGGCGCUCCACAUUUAUUUUUGAUAUAUAUAUAUAUAUAUAUAUAUAUAUAUUUAUUCUUCCGGGCAGGGCGUAGGUCACCUUCUUCUUCUUGGCCGGCGGCGCCGUCACCUCCACCACCUGGUUCGGUGCAGGGUUCGGCAGCGCAUCUCCGUUACGCGCCUUCUGCUGGACCCUGUCGGUGGUGGCCGCCUCGUCGAAGGUGCGCUUGCUGCCCGACCGGCGUGCGCUGCUCUGGCUCUUCGACAUCUGCUUCACAUGGUCGAGGGCCUUGUUGGGCAACGCACCAGAGCCGGAGGCGGCUGCGUUGACCUGCGUGAAGGAGUAGGUCUGGAGCCCAGAUCGGCUCUGCGUCGCCGCGGCAGAGGAGUCCAUUUCGGCAGUUCUGUAGUCGGAACUCGCGGCGAUUUUCGUUUUUGAUUAUUACUCAGUUCUACGCUGACACACACACACACACACAGACACGCGCCAAUCACAGUGAGGUGUGAGCGGAAAGAGAAGAGAAAGUGGACGGCGAGCGAAGUGCAGCGGCUGUUGUGAAGCGACGGCGUCACCACAAAGGCUGGGGAGUUAGGGUGUGCGUGUGAAUAUAGGCAGGAUAGAGAGAGACGGGAGGAGGACCCCUUAAACUGGUACAGGUGCUAGAGGAGAGGGGAGAUAUACAAAGCCAAAGGAGAAAACGAACGAGGCAGCGAGGAGGGAAGAAAAGAAAGGAAAAGGUACGUCCAAGCGUCUAAGGUCACCAAAGGGAGGAAGAACAAUAUAUAUAUAUAUAUAUAUAUAUAUAUACAAAAUAAAUAGCACCAGAACAUGGAGGAGGGCCACUUCUACGUCGUGCUCGGCGAGGACAUCGACGUGUCCACGCAGCGCUUCAAGAUCCUGUCGCUGCUGGGCGAGGGCACCUUCGGCAAGGUCGUCGAGUCGUGGGACCGCAAGCGCAAGGAGUACUGCGCCGUUAAGAUCGUGCGCAACGUCCCCAAGUACACCCGCGACGCCAAGAUCGAGAUCCAGUUCAUGGAGAAGGUGCGCCAGGCGGACCCGGCGGACCGCUUCCCGCUCAUGAAGAUCCAGCGCUACUUCCAGAACGACAGCGGCCACAUGUGCAUCGUCAUGCCCAAGUACGGCCCCUGCCUGCUGGACUGGAUCAUGAAGCACGGCCCCUUCAGCCACCGCCACCUCGCGCAGAUCGUGUUCCAGACCGGCGUCGCGCUCGACUACUUCCACAGCGAACUCCACCUCAUGCACACGGACCUCAAGCCGGAAAACGUUUUGAUGGAAACCACUGACACUGCGGUCGACCCGGUGACGAACCGGCAGGUGCCGCCGGACCCGUGCCGUGUGCGUAUCUGCGACCUCGGUGGCUGCUGCGAUGAGCGCCACAGCCGCACCGCCAUCGUCUCCACGCGCCACUACCGCAGCCCCGAGGUCAUCCUCGGCCUCGGCUGGAUGUACUCGACGGACAUGUGGUCCAUGGGCUGCAUCAUCUACGAGCUCUACACCGGCAAGCUGCUGUACGACACGCACGACAACCUCGAGCACGUGCACCUGAUGGAGAAGACGCUGGGCCGCCUGCCGAGUGAGUGGGCCGGCCGCUGCGGCACGGAGGAGGCGCGGCUGCUGUACAACUCGGCGGGCCAGCUGCGGCCCUGCACGGACCCCAAGCACCUCGCCCGCAUCGCGCGUGCGCGUCCGGUGCGGGACACGGUGCGCGACGACCUGCUGUGCGACCUGAUCUACGGCCUGCUGCACUACGACCGCCAGAAGCGGCUGACCGCGCGCCAGAUGGCGACGCACCCCUACGUGCUGAAGUACUACCCCGAGGCGCGCCAGUCGCCCAGCCACCCCGACAACCGCCCCACGCUGCGUCCCCCGCCGAUUAUGUGA
Leptomonas pyrrhocoris is the source of this 2029-nucleotide messenger RNA. RefSeq names its product putative protein kinase. The coding region runs from base 956 to 2029 and encodes 357 amino acids. Gene Ontology annotation, biological process: protein phosphorylation. Gene Ontology annotation, cellular component: nucleus. Gene Ontology annotation, molecular function: protein kinase activity; ATP binding. NCBI's taxonomy places the organism in Eukaryota, Euglenozoa, Kinetoplastea, Trypanosomatida, Trypanosomatidae. The record is from RefSeq and is a predicted model, not a curated record. The transcript has a single exon.